This is a messenger RNA of Pistacia vera, 1923 nucleotides long. Its product is annotated as probable polygalacturonase. Gene Ontology annotation, biological process: carbohydrate metabolic process. Gene Ontology annotation, molecular function: polygalacturonase activity. The transcript has 7 exons. Bases 497 to 1858 code for a protein of 453 amino acids. The record is from RefSeq and is a predicted model, not a curated record. Lineage: Eukaryota; Viridiplantae; Streptophyta; Magnoliopsida; Sapindales; Anacardiaceae.
UUGAAGUGGUGCGGUGUGGUACUGUGAUUUUAUAUAUAUGGCAUAAGCAAAGAAUUAGCUUUUCUUUUUUUUUUUGGCUGUUGUUUUCACUUGCCAUCUCGUUUGUUUUCUUGUGUUAUGUUAGCUUGUUGGCACUAUACACACAAAGCUUCUUUCACCUUGGUCUUCUUGACUUCUUCUCUCAUUCUUCUUCAGUUCAUACUACUGUUCAUUUCCUAAACUAAGUUUCGUAUCUGAUCCUUUCGCUGCCGUUGGAGGAAGUUGUAGAGACUCAUGAAGACGCUAGUAAGAACCAGUAGAGUGGAGAUUUCGUGUAAGCAGUGAUCUUGUUGAAGUCAUGUUUGAUAUCCAAGGAAUCUGAAGCGCUUUGGAUACUCUGCUUCUAAGUUGAGUUUUGAAGUGGAGUCUCCAGUUCUGUUGGUUAGCUGCCAGUUUUUGUUGUUGGUAUCGGAUUUAUGGUCCAGUCGCUAACAUUUGUUUCGUCAAAUUCAGAUUUAUGGUGGUUUUGCUUUUGCUUCUAGCAUUCAAUGGGGCUGCGGAACAGAAUGUGAAAGAAAGUGAUGGACAUUGUAAAUAUGCUAGGUCUUUGGAACCCAGACCACACAGUGUAUCUAUUUUAGAAUUUGGUGCAGUGGGUGAUGGCAAAACACUAAACACUGUUGCUUUCCAAAAUGCAAUCUUUUAUCUCAAGUCUUUUGCCGAUAAGGGUGGUGCUCAGCUGUAUGUUCCAUCGGGCAAGUGGCUUACUGGCAGCUUUAACCUUACUAGCUGCCUUACACUCUUCCUCGAAAGAGGUGCUGUUAUUCUUGGAUCCGAGGAUUACUCGCACUGGGAAGUAGUUGAACCUCUCCCAUCAUAUGGUCGAGGAAUUGAUCUGCCAGGUGGAAGAUACCGUAGCUUGAUCAAUGGAAACAAUUUAAUUGACGUGGUGAUAACAGGUGAUAAUGGAACUAUUGAUGGGCAGGGCUCUGUCUGGUGGGAGCUGUUCAAUUCCGGUGAAUUAAAACACAGCCGGCCGCAUCUUGUGGAAUUUAUAGGUUCUAAGGAUGUCACUGUUUCAAACUUAACUUUCUUGAACUCCCCUGCCUGGAACAUUCAUCCCGUAUAUUGCAGUAAUGUGCAAGUUCAAAACAUAACAGCUUAUGCCCCACCAGACUCCCCUUACACUUGUGGUGUAGUUCCAGAUUCGUCUGAGUAUGUUUGCAUUGAGAAGAGCAACAUUAGCAUGAGUUAUGAUGCAAUAGCUCUGAAAAGUGGUUGGGAUGAGUAUGGAAUUUCCUAUGGCAAAGCUACCACAAAAGUCCACAUCAGGGAAGUUCAGCUUCAGUCUUCUUCAGGUUCUUCCUUAGCAUUUGGCAGUCAGAUGUCCGGUGGCAUCUCUGACAUACUCGCGGAGAACAUUCACUCACGUAACUCAGUUGUUGGCAUCAAUCUCAAGACAACUAGAGGCAGAGGUGGUUACAUGAAAGACAUUACUGUCUCCAAUGUCGAAAUGGAGAGUGUCCAUAUGGCACUUCGUUUUACAAGUGACUUCGGCUUGCAUCCAGAUGACAAAUUUGAUCCAAAAGCACUGCCAGUUGUUACUAGGAUCACAUUUAAGAAUAUGGUUGGCGCGAAUAUAGAUGUUGCUGGGAAUUUUUCGGGUAUAGAUGAAUCUCAUCUCACAUCAAUCUGUCUCUCAAAUAUUACUCUUUCUAUCACUUCCAAAUCUUCUGCCUCCUGGUAUUGUUCCAAUGUGAUAGUUUCCUCAGAGGCAGUGUCUCCUGAACCAUGUUCCAAUCUUCAUACUUCUUUUUCAAAUUCAUCCUCCGAUUGCUUCGUUCAAUUAUACCCAUUUACUCAUGGUACAUCUUUAUGAGAUCGCAAUUAUUUCAUUCCUUUGUACAUGGGAGAGUUAAAAGUUUUUCUUUAGUUACUCCAAUU